UAAUCGUAAUUAGUUUUGUUUGUGAAUUGAUUGAAAUUUUCAAUUUUAUCUGUGAUUUUACUACUAUUCUGAUAUUAUUUAUUGUUGAAUGUAUGUGGAAGUGGUUAAACUAUAAAUUUGAAGCAACAAGCAUACAAGGACUUUGCCUUUUCAUAAAGUUAACAGAUUGUACCUUGUUUAUUAAUCCUUCAAUAUUAUUAUUGCACAAUGGAAGGUUUUGGCCGACGGGUAACUCCACAACAAAAGAAAAAAUUAAUCGAAUUAGUUACACGCCACCCUAAAUUAAUAAGUUGUAAAGUUUCUGAAGGUUUUAAAUACAAAGACUCGCAAGUAUUAUGGAGACGCAUUGCCGAAGAGCUGAACUCUUUUAGGGGAACUGGAAACGGAGCUCGUAAAACAUGGAGACAGUGGAGGAAGACUUGGCAUGAUCUUCGUGCCAACAUGAAAAAACGUCAAUCUGAAGGCAAUGGUGAACUACCAACCUCUGUGUUUAGCCUUACUCCUGCUGAACAAGAAGCCUUAGGGAUAAAAAAUGUCUCAUCUACCACCAAUUAUCAGGAGACCACAGAAUUUGUUACAUUGGGCCAGGAUAACUCAUUAGAACUAAAUAAUGAUGUAAAUAAUGACUUGGAUUCAGUAGGAUCUUUUAGUGAACCAGAGUCACCUCCUGAAUCAAAAGUAUUUGAUAUACCAAGGGCACAUAACAAAAUAGCUACCAAAGAUAGAUGUUCUGAGGAAUCAAGCAGAUGUAAUUUUAACUGUGAUAGUUUAGUAGCCACUGAGCAGAAGAAGUUGCAAAUGAAACAGGACUAUUUGAAUUUUAAAAAAGAUUAUUUGCAACAGAAAUUAAAAAUUAUGCAAGAACAAGCUGAUGCUUUGCAAAGUAUCGCUAAAGAGUUGUCCAGGGCUUCAUCAAGUAGCAGAGGUGAUGCAUUGGAUCAUUCUUUGAUAUCACCGAAAUAAUGUAUUGGCGUUGAAAGAUAUAUUUUUGCUAGAAUUGUCAGAAUAGUGAAAGAGUGCACGAGAAAGAGUGAGUGAUGAAUACAGGUAAACCUAACAAAUCACAAAUUCAGGACGGAAGAGAUUGAUUCCUUUAUGAUAUGUUUGUUGGAUUUUAAUUCUGUGAAUAUUGAAAGUUCAUGACAUUUUAAAUGCAUAUAACAGAAUUAGAAGUCAUUCUAAGUUUAAUUAAUUGUGUCUGUGAGACAGCCCUACUGUGUAUUAAGUUUCAUAAUUUAUUUGUGUAAGAAUAUUGAAUGAAAGUAAAUUUAUGAAAAAGCUCUAGUGAACUUUGGUACCCUACAAUUUUUUUUACUAAAGUUCAUGUCCGUUUUUCUUGUAAAAUUUAUGUUGCAUAAAAAUGAUGAAGAUUUGUUGAAUGGACUUUAACAUGGGAACUCUAAAAUAAAACUACUGAGAAAACCUGUAUUAUUUUAAAGUUGUUUUUAAAUAUUGUAUUGUCAUAAUAAUAAUGUAAAGCAAUAAAUGUAAAUUAUGCUGGAAACAAAUUUAAUUAUUUUCCGAAAGGCACAUCCUUUGAGUAUAAGCUAAUGGCUAAAUAACGAAUCUUUUGCUACAUCUAUUGAACAGACCUGGUGAAAGCUAUCGGACGUUACUUCUAUUCGUGUAGUAACUUUUUUACAGACUUGUGUUAA
This is a messenger RNA of Amyelois transitella, 1655 nucleotides long. RefSeq lists its product as uncharacterized. The record is from RefSeq and is a predicted model, not a curated record. Bases 208 to 963 code for a protein of 251 amino acids. The transcript has 2 exons. Lineage: Eukaryota; Metazoa; Arthropoda; Insecta; Lepidoptera; Pyralidae.